UCUAAAAUCUCUUGUGGCAACCCUGGUCGAAGUCGAACACACCUAUAUUUGGGUUACAUGUGUAUUUGGGCUUUGAUUUUAUUCAGUUAUAUUAGUUUGUAUUAGUUAAUUUUUGAAUGGAAAGAAAAGUAGAAUAAAGCGUAGUGUCUAUAAAUAAUUAAUCAUUUAUCUUUACUGUUUUGAUAAGAAUGGCUGUCAAUGUUUGCAGUGCAUCCAGAUUUACUAUACCGGUGAUUAGAAUAACAAAUAUAUCAACUUUAACAAAUGCUCGAUUUCUCACAAGGUCAUUGGUAUCUCCAAACAGCGGUGAAGGGUGGCUAAGCAAACUUGGUGUUCAAAAACUUGAACCAACCAAGGAAUCUCACUCCCGGAUGCUUUCGGACAAGGAGGUCAUUUACGCAUUACAUACUCACAACAUUCGACCUGAUUCAUUCGAUAAAUAUCUGAAAAAUUACGAAGAAAAUGUUAAUCUUAUCCAUUCCAAAAGAACUGAAUUAAAUUGUGAAUUGGUCGCAUCGUGGACUGUUGAUGUCGGUGAUCUUGAUCAAGCAUUACAUCUUUGGCAAUACACUGGAGGUUUUGAACGCAUUGAUCAGGCUCAAACUGUUUUAUCACAAGAUGAGUCUUAUCAAAAAUUACUCAAAGAACGUGGUAACCAUUUGCGCUCUCGUCACUUGCAAUAUCUAUUAGCAUUUAGUUAUUGGCCACCAGUUGUCAAAAGGGAAGAAAAGAAUAUUUAUGAAAUACGGAGUUAUAGAUUACGACCAGGAACUAUGAUCGAGUGGGGAAAUAAUUGGGCAAGAGCAAUAAACCAUAGAAGAAAAAACGACGAGCCAUUUGCAGCGUAUUUUUCGCAAAUUGGAAGAUUAUACAAUGUUCAUCAUAUUUGGUGCUACAAAGAUUUACAAUCAAGGAAAGAAACUCGUGAAAGUGCUUGGCGUUCUCCUGGAUGGGAUGAGUGUGUUGCUUACACAGUGCCUCUUAUACGUGAAAUGCAUUGUCGCAUAUUGACUCCAACAAGCUUUUCACCAACCAAAUAAUUAUAUUAUUAUAUAAUCUACUCAUAUUAUAAUCAAGAUAAGAAUAUUAUAUUGUCACUAUUAUCUAUAUCAUUUGUACACUCUUUGUUUGUACAGUAAUGUAAUAACGUAAUUGGUGAGAUAGAAAAAAAUUAUGUAUUACUGUUAAUAGAAAUAAAAAAAAAUAAAUGGGGAGAUGUGUCCAUACUUAAUUAUUAUAUUUAUUCGACAAAGUAACUACCUUUCAAUGCCUUUUUUUGUUAUUAUUUAUUUAUUUUUGUUUCACAGCUACAAAACGAUCACUUACAUUUUAAUAUAUUGGUUAUUCAAUUUAUGAAAUGUAAUACACGUCAGAUUAAUUGAUUAUAAGACAUUUUCCUUUUUACACAAUUGUAUGUUGAUGUAUUUUGGUACGUCAGAUGAAGCAAGAGAGUUUUUGUUUUCAACUAAUGUAACUUUUAUAUCAAUACAUACUUAUUGAUUUUAUCUAUUACUUACAUAUAAAAGAAAUCUACUAUCAAGAUAUUUUAAUUAAUGACUAAAUUUUACCAUCAUUGAUAAAAAGCUAUGUGAAAGGCAGUAUAUCGACCCAUAGAAAUAAAAAAUGUUUAUAUUUUUUAGUAAGUAAUAGGAAUUAUUUAUUCCAUCGUCUUACGGGAUAAAUAGUUAAUUGCAAUAUUUAUUGUUAUUGAUAUUCAUUAUUUAUUAUUCAUCUUUUUCAUGAAAUAAUUGGAUCACCGUUAUAUUGUUGUUUUUUUCGUGUGGCUAACUUUUUUUAAAAUCAUUGUUAACAUAAUUAUUUUCUUCAUUUAAUUUUUGUGUUUUAAUUUUAUUAAUAUGUUUUCAUUAAUAUUUGUGUAAUUAUAUGUUAUUUAUAAGUAAAAAUGAACAAAUUGUAGUAGAGGUGGACGAACGGUAAUGGUUUUUUUUUACCUUUCAAAAUUGUUUUUUUGCUUUUUUAUAUAUUAUAAUAUGUAUUAAACUUAUAAUUCUUUUUUCCAAAUACAAUUUUUAUUUAUGUAAGUUUAUUAAACUUUUACGACAAUAUUUGAGAUUCAGAUGAUUGUUUAAAAAUUUUGCUGAAUAGCAUCACAGACUUAGUAUAAUCAACUUUUUAAUUAUUGACUAAUAUUGAAUUUUCGAGUUUUAUUAAUUAGUCAUUCAACUUAAAUUCAUAGAAAACAGUUGUUCCUCCACUGUUAGUUAUCGUUACUUGCUGAAUUAUUGUUCAUAUCGUUCGAGCUAAACUGAGAUGGACAAACCGUACCUUUAUUGGAUUGGACUCAAAAUAAAUAAACAGAAAAAAAAAAAAAACCAUUUGUUCUUCUUGCGCC
Aphidius gifuensis is the source of this 2353-nucleotide messenger RNA. RefSeq names its product protein NipSnap (gene Nipsnap). The coding region runs from base 189 to 1040 and encodes 283 amino acids. The transcript has 5 exons. Gene Ontology annotation, cellular component: mitochondrion. NCBI's taxonomy places the organism in Eukaryota, Metazoa, Arthropoda, Insecta, Hymenoptera, Braconidae. The record is from RefSeq and is a predicted model, not a curated record.